UUUUCAGCUUUAUAUAUUGUGAGAUGAGCUCCACUUUUGUUCACAGAAACAAUGUGUGUGAAAGUCUUCUUCAAUUUUUGCAUACGACUAAAUAAGCAAAUUAAUACUGAUUCAAGCUUUAAAAAUAGUUGAUCACUAAUCGCAAUGUAAAACAAGAGAGAGAGGACAGACCGUAAUACAAUUUCCCUCGCGGCUAGACAUAAAAAGUUUGACCUGCAUAGUGUAAAAAUUGACGAUACCGUAGGCACCAAAGUGGUUGAGGGGUCGCAUGUCAACGUCAAAUUCCAAAAUGUACGUCAAAGCUGUAUGAAUUUUUUAUUUCAGUUUAAAUGUAUUUUGUAAUGUUUGUUGUUAAAUUACUUGAGGGUUUAAGGAUUGUUUGGGAUUUCACCUGUAUUUAAAGAAACAAUGUUAAAAUUUGGUUCAAAGCAUGACAGCAAUAUUGUUUACAAAUGCACAGUAAGGCUUUUAGAAGAUACGGAAAUACUUGAAUGUGAAUUCAGGCCCCAUGACAAAGGCAAUCACUUGCUUGAUUAUGUAUGCCAGCAAUUAAAUCUUGUGGAGCAGGAUUACUUAGGCCUUCGCUAUGUGGACAACAAUGGUCAGAGACACUGGUUGGAUUUGGCCAAAUCCAUCCUCAAACAAGUCAAAGAACUAGAGCCAGUGCUAUUUAGUUUUCGUGUGAAGUUUUACCCCCCUGACCCAACCCACCUUAAAGAAGAAAUCACCAGAUACCAAAUGUUUCUUCAGCUAAAACGGGAUUUGUUGCAUGGCCGUCUGUAUUGUGGUGCCAGUGAAGCUGCUAUGCUAAUGGCCUUAAUUGUUCAAGGGGAAUUGGGAGAUUAUGAUCCUGAAAUUCACGUGGGCCAUUAUGUUGCCGAUCUAAAAGUCCUGCUUAAGCAAACUCAAUCAAUUGAAGAAAAAGCAAUGGAAAUUCAUCAAAAGCAAAUGAAAGGACGUGAUCAGUCGCAAGUUGAAUACAGUUUUUUAAAAUUAGCCUGUCAGCUUGAUACUUAUGGAGUUGAUCCACAUCCAGUAAAAGGUCUAUUGCAGGAGACUAGAGGCACACAACUUUAUUUAGGAAUUAAUCACAGUGGCAUACUAACAUUCCAAAAAAGUAGAAAAUCACACCAUUUUAAGUGGCACGAUAUUCACAAAAUCAACUAUGAAGGAAAAGUGUUUAUUAUUCAUUUAAACUACAAUGAUAAGAAACAUACUGUAGGCUAUAAAUGCCUCACAGGUGCUGCCUGUAGGCAUAUAUGGAGAUGUGCCAUGGAGCAAAUGCUGUUUUUCACUUUACCAACUAGCUCAGAUGCUCCAUCUGUGGUGUCUGGGGGUGGUUUCUUUUCCUGGGGCACGAAGUUUAAAUAUACUGGUAGAACCGAGCGCGAGGUUUUAGAAGGUUCUGUAUCGCCCAGCCGGCAGGAACCGAAUGUUCAAAGAACAUCCAGUCUGAGAAGAAAAGCUUCAAGUGUACCUGCAACUCCAUCAACUCCUUUACAGCCUCAUUUAGGAUACAGUAGUUUACCUCGUUCAAGUCAUUCUGACGUGGGAGCAUCUCGCAUGGAAAGUAGUAGUAGUACUGGUCUUUUAUCAGGACUAGAUGGUAAUCCUGUUCAGGGUUAUAGUGAUGUAGCUGCCUUAGAAACUGUGUGUGAAGAUCAGGAAGCAAUAACCGCUAAAAAAUUACGCACCACAGAUUUCGGGGUUCUUAAGUACAAGGACGACUCCAUCGAUAGAUUUAGUGAUUAUUAUUUUCGUGAUUCAUUUGAACAUUCCUCUUCAGAAUCUCAGCUUAUUGAUAACAAUUAUAGAUACGAUAAUACAAACCCAUCACAUCGUUCUAGCCGCAGUCAAACGCCAUUAUCGCAUUCCCAAGUAGACGGCCGUAGUUGCGGUCCGAAAAAUGCCCCAACAGUUCAGAAUCAACAUGAGAAAGGUGGAAAAUUUAAGGUUUUUGGUGCCUUUCUACCAGCUCUCUUAGCUAUUACGGUUUUCAUAUUGGUUUCACUCGUCAUAUUAGAAACCGAUAUUCCAUUUUUUGGUAGCAUCAGAAAUAUUCCAGAAAUCGUUACAUUUAGAUAUCAUAUAUAUGAUCCCGUUAAAUCGUUUUUGCGCGACCUAUUUUCAUUUCUUUUGAAAUAUUAGAAAGCGAAAAUUCAAUAAUCGAAUGUAAUGACAAAGCUUGUUUCCUAAAUUAUCUUGAAAAUUUACCUUUCUCUUCAUUUCCUAAUUAGGUUGCUUCAAAUUUGUUUGAUAAAACUCUCAAAAGCAUCAGAUUUCAAAAUUAAAUGUAAGUAGAUCUUCAUAUUGUGAUAUACCAAGUCAUUCCAAUGGUUUUACGGCGUUAAAUUCCAAUUCACCCCUGAUUAUUUGGUAAGAAGUAUAGGUGAGGACGCCAAAUAAAUACGUAAUGUUCCAAGAUUAUUUCGACUCACACGUCCACAACUAGUUGGAAAAUUUUUGGUUUUUUACUUGCUUUUGGUAACCUGGAAUCGUUCAUUGUUUUAAGUACAAAUACUCAAGGCGUAACUAGUCUCUCUUAAUUUUUUACUAAUAUUUAUAUAAUUUAUUGGUAGUAGCGUUAAAUAGACCUGCAUAUUGGCAAAGCGAGGUUUGCUUCGAGUGUUAGGUUUUUUAAAUUUCUUAUUGUAAACACCCUGGUUAGUGGGAAGUUCCGAAUAUUAUUCGGGCUAUGGUAAGUAAGUUUUAUACACAUUUUGGCCAUUAUUGAAGCAAUAAAAUCAUGCUAGUGCUAAAACGUCGUCGAUACAUUUAAGUGUUUCGGGUAGUAUUUGGCUUCGUACAUCAUGCACAAUAAGAUAGCAUAAUACUUAAUUGUAUGUAGUUUGAGAGUGCCCACCGGUUUAAUUAUUCCGUUACAUUGUGAUAUCAGUCUAAAAUAUAACUUUGACGGCAAAAUUUUGUUGGAUGAGAUGAAAUUAAUAAGUCAUACUUCUCUAGAAGCAAAUGGUUUCUUACAAAAAUUUGAAUUUUUUUCAUUUGUUCAUUAAAAAACUCUUCUCAGAUAUUCUAAUUCAAUUAUUGCCAUUAAACUUACCUAAAUCUGAGGUUCCUUAGGGCUUAUGUAGAUUUUCGUGCACAUUUUUCAUCGAAUUAGGACUUAUUUAUUACAUGUUUAAUGGUACGGUCUUCUUUGCAGAUGUUUACUCGUGUCAUAAUAUUAAUUAGUUGUCAUUACAAUAUUGUUAACACAAAACUGAUAGAGAAAAUUUUCGUUUAAAGAUUUUGUCACAUUCACAGCAACAACAAUUUUAUUACGUAGAAAAUAACAAGUUUACGUAGAGAACUUUGUGCUUCCAGUAAUAAGCUUGGGUUGUCGAUAUUUUAAUCAGAAAGCUUUUUGUAAUUUCUUCUCAAUUUCAAAUCAGAUUAUUACAGGAGAGCAUUAUAGAUAAAAACAUAUUUUAUCUGGACAUCGAAUUUGUAAGUUUUUAAAACAGUUCCGCGUUUAAUUUUUGCUGCAUUUAGCAUGUUAACGUGCGAUUUUAAUGUGAUACAUUGGAAUUACUUAAAGCAAUACUUCUAAAAUAAUUUUUAAUGACUAGUUUUAGUAUUUUGGUGUCUUGUCGUCUAAAAUAAGGCUGUUUCUAUUGGAUGUGUAGAUAGUUAUUUUUAUCUGCAGAGAUGACCACAGUACUUAUAGUUAGUUGGCCAAACUAAUAAAUUACCCAUGAACCAAAUUAUUAAAAAUUAGAGGGAAAUUGGUAAUCCUUGUACUUGAAUUCAAAUGGUUAUUGGUUCUAAAAUACGAAUUAGCAUAAGGAAAAAUUACAAAUGAAUGAUCAUUUGAAGUCAGUUCAUGGGUUUUGUAGCAUCUGUAGUAAUCGCGUUUUUGUAAUACAGAUUUUAGUUGUGUAGUGGUGUGCAUGUUCUCGUUUAGAGUUGAUUACUUUAAUUGAGUUGUAACUAAAUUUCUUUAUAUCAAUGCACUGUACUGUAAGGGAGAGAAGGCAGUAAGAACAGAAAGUGUUUUCACAUUGCGUCUUUUAAAAAUAAAUCUGUGAUCUUUUUCCAAUCUGCUGCUUUAGACCUAGAAUAAUAUAUACCCUCCCUUGGAAUCGACUCCAUAAUCAAAAUAAAAAAAUGUUUACUUGUGUUAAGCUUCAAAGUUUGCAAUAUGCUUUAUUUAACCACAUAAGGAAGUUUAAAUGAAAAUAGUGCAAACUUUUGAUCUUUAUUUCAAUUUAUAAAAAACUGUCCCGAGCUUGUAACAUAACUUCAGUUCAAAGUAUGUUCUUUCCUGCACAAUAAACAAAAAUACCGGAAUGUAAUAGUUUACUUUUGUAAUAAUUUAUGGGUCCAUAAGUUUCUGCUUCGUAAGGUAUUUUUCUUCCUCAUUUACUAUAUUUUAUAUACUCUCCAAGUAAGUAAAGAUGAAUAUAUUAAAAUGUUUACAUGAAGGCAAAGCCGUGAGGAAGAACAACUGUUAUCUUACGAAGUUCAACGACUUUCUUUGAAGAGAUCUUAUCAUAAUGUGCGGUAGAAUAGGCGAGCAGAUGCUGAUAAAAUCUCUAUUGCAUUUAUUGUUUCUCGCAAUACUUAAUUUUAGCAAAUUAAGAACUGCGUUUUGUAAUAAUUUUUUACAAAUAAAACUUUUGCCAAAUACAAUUCUAAGUCAAUUAAA
Molecule: messenger RNA, 4648 nt
Organism: Dendroctonus ponderosae (mountain pine beetle)
Lineage: Eukaryota; Metazoa; Arthropoda; Insecta; Coleoptera; Curculionidae
Gene: Frmd5
Product: FERM domain-containing protein 5
Exons: 9
Coding region: 409-2148 (579 amino acids)
Cellular component (GO): cytoskeleton
Molecular function (GO): cytoskeletal protein binding
Source: RefSeq, a predicted model, not a curated record